Molecule: messenger RNA, 11501 nt
Organism: Porites evermanni
Lineage: Eukaryota; Metazoa; Cnidaria; Anthozoa; Scleractinia; Poritidae
Source: the annotation of a GenBank genome assembly
GUUUUUUGUAAUGGAGUUGUUGCAAAACCUAAAAGAGUCCAACUUAGGACAGACUUCAAGAUGCCUCAGGUGAGGUAACUUUGCUAAUAUAAGAUUGCAAUUAACAAUCUGUUUGUUUUCUGAAGCUACAUUGUUAAGUUAAUAUCAGACCGGUUGUGGGAAAAAAAAUAAAUGUGUGCAGGAUUUUGGAGGCAAAUUGUGCAGGACAAAAACAUGAAUUGUUUGGGAAUUGUAGGUGACAGAGGAAGAAAGACUGUUUGUACAUACUUAUUUUCUUUUAUUAUUGGUAGAGUAUUGAUGUUCUAGUUUUACCCAUCCUUAAUUUUUGAAUUGGUUUAAUUAGUAAGCGGGUAGAGUAUGAAUGUACAUGUAAUUGUACAUAUUGUGUAAAAUUAUGUUUGUGCGUGUAAAGCCGCGGUAAAAUGUUUACAGAGUGAAUAAUUUUGGUACUUGAAAUGCUCAGCUUAGUAAAUACUGAUGCUUAACCUAUUACUGUCAGAUCCUAGAAUGUGUGAAUGAGAAAGUGAGUACAAUCAGCAAGAAUGGUGCUGUGUAUGAGUAAGUGAAGUAAAGUUUUUUCUCUGUAUUUUGAUUGAAAUCACCUCCAGUCAUUGCAUUUUGUAAUAAAAUAUACAUGUACCAUUCUAAUCUUAGGAUUAUUUCAGCUCCAGGCCUUAUUAAGUACAAAUAAAUAUAUAUUUUUUUCUCUUUCACGUGAGUAUGUAAUUAAUUAAGUACAAGGUGAAUAAAGGUAUUGUUGUUGUUGUUGUUGUUGUUCCCCCCUUCUAACGAAAUUAUUAUGUACAGAUAAAUUUUGUGCAACUCAAUCAUCGCAAGUUCAGGAAUGUACCUGGCAGAGCUCGUAUUUAUGGUCAAAGGAAAAGAGAAGAGAUAAAAACUAUCAUGUGAGUGUUAUACAAGACUUAAGAAUAGGUUGUUAAAAUGUUAGUGUAAAGGGCUGAGUGGUAUCCAAUUUGGUCUGUAAUCAUAACCAUAACAAAAAUGUCAAAUCUGAUUGGCUAUCAACUGCCCUGAUUUCAGCCUUAAUUGGACAGUUUAAUAGGACAGUACGCGUCAUGCCUAAGUAAAUGGACAGUAUGUGCCAUCACGCGAUCGCUUAACUGGCUUUUUUUUUCACUGCUAGCAAUAAAAAUCUUGGAAUUUCUUGUGUUUUGGUUUAAAAAAUAGCCUUUUAUGUCACAAAUUUUGUUAAAGUUAUGAUUAAUAAUGGUAACAGAACUUCGUGUCCUCCAAUUCGGUCUGUAAUCAUACUAGUGAUUAAACAAAUCGGACUCCCGCUACGUGGUUGUCCGAUUUUGUUAAUCACUUGUAUGAUUACAGACCGAAUUGGACUCCACUCAGUCCUAUUACCAUUACUAAUUGAAUAUGAGUGAUUAAACAAAACCAUGUUCUCUGAAUUGUUCAGUCAAGGGUAUGAAUACAAUCCACUCUGGCCUUGCAAACACCCCAACUCAAACAGACAACCUGAUAAUACAGACAACAGCUAAAUCCCAGGCAAAAAUAAGUUACAAAUGUAUGUUUGACUGAAAUAAACUCCUGCUGUAAGCGACUCUCACUCAAGAGGACUCUAACUGGAGUGACUAUGCAGAUAGAAGUAGAUGGCCAAAGAUUCUCUGACCGUAGACCCUUCCAUGGUAUUUUAAACUUUUAACGGGGACCAGAUAGCAAAAAUCCUUCUUUUGAAACUGCCUGCAUGAUCUUAGAACUGUACCAUGUACUGCAUGUGGAAUGUUUAAUAUUAUUUGUGCUGCUAUAAUAGCCUAUCAGAUUAAAGAUUUGACUUUGGAGGAAGGUGUAUGGUGGUCUUGUAUAAACUGAAAGUACAUCUUUUUAUUGGGCUAUUUUCUUUUUAUACAAAACCCCCCUAAAACACAAAAAUGACAAUAUGACUGUAAGUGUUAAUAUUAUAACCACGUAAGCACUCUUACAUCUUGCAAUGGAUUUUCAUGACUUGUGACUAAAUACUUCACCCAAAAGCACACUCAGAGAGUAGCAAAAUUGCCACAAAGUUCACUGAACACAACACAAGGAAGGACUACAUCACAACCCCAAAAUGUUUGUGUGUACCUUAAUUUAUUAUUUUGAAUUUAAUCACACAAAUACAUGUAUUAUCGUGGGUCUGCAGAAGUAAGACUUUGCAAAAAUUUCACUUUUUUAAACCCACUGAACCCUGGCCAGAAUGUUUGCUGAAGAAUGCUGUUUGAAGCUGAGCAAAAUGUGCCUAAAUACACUGUAAAUUGUUGUUUAAGAGCUGAGAACCAUGCCCAUAAGGUUGGGUCAUGUACACAUAGUAAAUUUCAAGAUAACUUUUUGGUUUAUAAUCAGUGACACUGACCCCUGCACCUUUAUAUUUUUCUCCCUCUUCUCCCGUUUGUUUGUUUUUUUUCUUCACCUUCCCUCCCCCCCCCCGUUUUUGUUUGUUGGUGACACUGGUCAGCAGAUACCCUUUUUGACAGCUGUCAAUCAACCAUAACAUGGAUGUCCCAGAUAAGGAUGUCCAUUAUCCAGUUAGAUUCAGACUGUAUAUGCCUUGGACACCUAGCUACAAUACUCAUCGCAAAUCGUUGAAACAUAAACUGUUUCUCUGGAAUUUUCUUAAAAAUUUCUUACAUUCACUCUUCACAAAUUUGUUCUCUCUCAAAUGUGCUACUCACCUUCCCCAGUGUUGUGCCACGUGUAUUUUGGAGACCACUGUAAUAGCCAAAUCUACUUUGGGGAAGGGGAAACGCAUACAAGUAUUUCAACACUUCUGACGAGCAUUGUAUUAAUACCCAGUCAUUACUAGAAAAUAAUGCCCAGUAAUUACAGGAAAACAGUCAAUCAGAGCACGUGUGGUGUUAUGAGGGAUCUGGCAAAAAGUGGGUAAAAGUAAUAAAAAAAUAACUAUUGGCAAUAAAAUAGUGUAAAUAUUGUAAAAGUGGCGAAACAUUUUCAUUUCAGUGUUUUUUGCAAUGGAGUUGUUGCAAAACCUAAAAGAGUCCAACUUAGGACAGACUUCAAAAUGCCUCAGGUGAGGUAACUUUGCUAAUAUAAGACUGCAAUUAACAAUCAGUAUUUUCGGAGGCUAUGUUGUAUAGUUAAUAGCAGACAGGUUGUGGGAAAAAAAAUACAAAGUUGUGCAGGAUUUUGGAGACAAAUUGUGCGGGGCAAAAAUAUGAAUUGUGCAGGAAUUGCAGAUGAUGGAGGGAGAAAGGCCACUUUCUUAUUAUUUUUACUACUGUCGACAGAGUAUGGGUGUUCCAGUUAUGCAGUUCCUUAAUUUGUGAAUUGGUUUUGUUGGUGUGUAGAUGAAUGUACAAUCAUAAUUAUAAUUGUACAUAUUGUGCAAAGUUAUGUUUGUACAUGUACAACUUACAGUAAAAUGUUUACAGAGUGAAUAAUUUUUGUACCUGAAAUGCUCAGCUUAGUAAAUACUGAUGCUUAACCUAUUACUGUCAGAUCCUAGAAUGUGUAAAUGAGAAAGUGAGUACAAUCAGCAAGAAUGGUGCUGUGUAUGAGUAAGUGAAGUAAAGUUUUUUCUCUGUAUUUUGAUUGAAAUCACCUCCAGUCAUUGCAUUUUGUAAUAAAAUAUACAUGUACCAUUCAAAUAAGAUGCCUUGAAUGUUUUAUGUUGCACCUGAUUAUCUGGAAGUGCCAGCAACUGGCAAAACAUUGCUCUGUGCGAAAGCGCCACAUUUUCGGAGAAAAGAAAUUUGCCAUUGCUAUUUUAUAUCAAUACCUUUGUUAUAAACACGAUUAAAAUACUCAAACAAUUGAAAUCAUAAAGGUAAUAGAGCUCAAGGUACCCCUAAUCGGUAAAUAAAAAUUGUGUUCUUCAAUCCAAAAUUGUUUCCCUGGUUGGUCAAAAUGCACUGAUUAGAAUUUUCCUAUUUCGGGGUCCCCAAGAUUUUAAGUUUCCCAGGGAAAUUCCUCGGUCUUUCCAAUAAAGAUGGGAGAGAGGGCAACCCCGCACCCAUGCGUGUACCUUCCUUUUUUGUACACUAUUGUAUCUUUUUUGUGUCAGUCUUAAAUUCUUUUCUUUUUGAUGUGGGCUGGGGAGUGUGGAUUAGGUACAAGUUAAUCAAAAGUGAUGAUUUUCAGGACUUUUCAUCUGUUUUUCCGUUCAUGUUUAAGGUUGUUUACUGUGGAUGGUCACAAAAUCACAGAACCAUCUCAACUUGAUUCUAAUGGCCAAUAUGUUGCAGUAGGAAGGGAAAGAUUGUAUGUAUUAUUUUUGUUAAUUAUUUUUAGACAAUAUUUAUUUUACUUAUGUAUUUUUAUCAGGAUUUUUACUUUUAUCAGUUUUAUAUAUUUAUAGAUUCAUUUUAUAAAUUUUAAACUGUAGAGCGCUUUUGAUAAAUUUUUAAUUAUUUUAAAAGGUGCUACAGUAAAUUUGUAAAUUAUUAUAACUAUUAUUAUUAUUAUUAUCAUUAUUAUUUUAACAUUUCAUCCAAGAGCGCAAAGGGCUCAUCUAGAGAGCUUAUGCUGUUUAUAAUGCAUAUAUUUAAACUUACAUGUCACAAUCAAACAAAAGAGAAACACAUCCAAAGUAUUCAUUGGGUCGUUUGAAAUUAGCUAGGUCAUUAACUUUACCUCGUUGUUGAUGUUGUUGUUUGUUUGUUUCAUUACAGCUUUGAUAAAUCUGUCUGCUAUAAUGAUCAGGGAGUUGCUGCCCAGCUAACACCAAGAAGGUAUUAAAUCUGUCUAUUUCAAUAUUUUUUGUUAAGAAAUGAAUAUACAAUGUACACUGUUUUGGAGUGAAAGUUGAAACAAUUGAGCAAUAAAACUGUGUGUGAGUGUUUGAAAAAAAAAAACAAAACAAAACCAAUGACACAAAAAAUCUUAAAGAUUAUUGAGUUUUAACUUAAAAGUCCUUGUUCAGUCCUUAAAAAACAUCUUUAAUUCCUUAAAAAAAUUCUUUCCUAUUCUGUUUUAGCUUUACUUCAAAGAAUAAAAAAGGAAAAAUGAAUAAUUAUUAAUAGUUAUUAAAUAUAAUCAUGGACACAUUAAAGGGUGGUCCAAGGGAAACCACGGCCCUCCCUUUUUCUGUGAAGUUUUCUGUUUGUAAAGAAUUCUCACCAAGAUAAAAUAGCUGGCAAGUGUGACCCUUUCUGAAUUUUCUACAUCAACCUCAUUAAGGUUGGUACUCACUAGGUGACACAUUGCAGCGACAAAUCGCUCCGUGUGUAAUGGAGAAUUUUUGUGAAAAUCUUUGUUGCUGCAACAGAAUUUUGUCGCUGCAACAAGUCGCACAAAUUCAGUCCUAUUUGAUUUUUUGCAACUUGUUGCAGCGACAAAAUUCUGUUGCAUAGACAAAUAUUUUCAAAAAAAUUCUCNCCUUAAAAAAAAUUCUUUCCUAUUUUGUUUUAGCUUUACUUCAAAGAAUAAAAAAGGAAAAAUGAAUAAUUAUUAAUAGUUAUUAAAUAUAAUCAUGGACACAUUAAAGGGUGGUCCAAGGGAAACCACGGCCCUCCUUUUUUCUGUGAAGUUUUCUGUUUGUAAAGAAUUCUCACCAAGAUAAAAUAGCUGGCAAGUGUGGCCCUUUCUGAAUUUUCUACAUCAACCUCAUUAAGGUUGGUACUCACUAGGUGACACAUUGCAGCGACAAAUCGCUCCGUGUGUAAUGGAGAAUUUUUGUUAAAAUCUUUGUUGCUGCAACAGAAUUUUGUCGCUGCAACAAGUCGCACAAAUUCAGUCCUAUUUGAUUUUUUGCAACUUGUUGCAGCGACAAAAUUCUGUUGCAUAGACAAAUAUUUUCAAAAAAAUUCUCCAGUACACAGGAAGCGAUUUGUCGCUGCAACAUGUCGCCUGACCGUGUUGCUAAAACUAGUCGCCUGACAUGUACACCUGGAGUGAUCUGUCACCACGACAUGUUGCUGCGACUUGUCGCCUAGUGUGUACCGCCCUUUACUCAAGUGUUACUCUUUCUCUCAACAGAGCUUCCACCAAACCAAAAGUGGCAGAAAUAAAACCACUCAGAAAAGCUGUAAGUCAGAAAUGAUUUAAAACCCUUUAAGUUCCAAGUGUGACAAAUAUCAGUUUUCUUUCCUAACAGUAACAAAAUUAUACAUCUCACGAGAAAAGGAUGUGAGAAUUUGUAAAAUGAUCACUAUGGGGGAUGUGCUUCGAUCUUAACUGAAAUUCUCUCUACUAAUUUUUUUUUUCAAAAAAUUUAUGGAGAUGAGUCUGGAGAAUUUGCAUGUGGGUAUUGGGGCUUUAAGUGUUAAAGUUUGGAGCCUUUUUUGUCAAAGAGACUAGAGAAGGGUUCAAUAGUAAAAGACUAGUGUUCAUUAACUCCUUGAAGCUUUUGAGGUGCGGUCUUGGAGAAGGGGCUUUUGAGGGGUAUAGUCUGUGUCAGUUGCCCCCUUCCCUCAAACAAAAUUGAAUUGUUUUUUGAUGCGAAGGGCAGCUGUACACUUGUUAGAGGGGUACAGCAUGCAUAAAUUUUUACUGGCUCACACCUCCCCCUUUAAAACCCAAGACUGAAGAGAGAGCUUGCUCCUUGAAAACAAAUUAAGGUGGGCCUCUGUAUCAUUCUGUCCUAUACUUGUAGGGAGGUGGUGCAAAGAGAGGAAGGAAAAAGAAGUCUAUUGUCUCUGAUGACGAGGAUCAUGUGAGUAUUUUAUUAUUGUUGUAGUUAUUAUUUUUUGAUGCACCCUGUUAGAGAGUCCCAUCAUUGACUUGCCUUCAAAAAUAAAACCCAAACCCAUUUGCAGUCAUUUACAGAUACCCACUUAAAAUGGACACCUCAUUAUUACAGACAGUUUGCUUUAUCCCUAGGGAGAGAAAGCCUUUACAUUUUCUCUAAAUUCAACCCGCUCAAUACGGACACCUCGUUAAUAGGCACACUUUUUAUGGCCCCCUUAGACUUUUCAAAAGUCUUUCGUCAGAACUUCUUCGCUCGGUCGGCAGCUUCGAAACCUAAAAAAGCUCACUUCGCUCGCCAAACUCGUGAGGUCGCCUUGUACCAAGUCUAUGGCCCCUUCUGUGUCUGUAUUUACGACGUUUGACUGUAAUAAACUCACAAUAUAAGGGGUGAUAAAAGACCAAUACGUCAAAAACCUUGCCUAAUUUCAGGUCUGUGUGUACUUUUGUUUGCGAGGUAUUCAGAGAAAUGUUUCACCAACAUCGUGAUUAAACAAUGUAGGGCUUACAGUGUAGCAUGGAGACGCAUGAAUGUUUACGGGUUUUUUUUCUCUCUCUCUCUUUUUUACCGUGUAUGUAUUCUAUUUUGGCACCUUCUAAUUAAUUUGUCUUCGCUACUUUCUUCACAAUAAAAUAUUUACAGAACGCAAAUUUUACACAGACCACGAUGGAACACGUGUUAAUGUUGCGCCGCCAUAGUGGAUACAUAUACUUGUUAGUAUGGCUUUUAAACGAUAGCAUUACAAAAUUUGGAGUUUCUCAUGGAAAAAAUUAUAUCAAAGGAAAGACCUAAGUGAAAAUAUGCAGUUUCAGGGAACAAUAUGUUAAAGUAUAUGCGUAAACGAAAGCUUACCUGCACGCAACCUUGUUUCACGGAGUGAGAGAGAAUUUGCAACUAUAUUGAAACAGAAGACAAAAACUCUCUCUGAGCUGUUCACGUGACUACUCACUGGAAUUACACAAUUUUUUUUUCACUUUACUGAACACUAACUCAAAAUUGUUCGCCUUUUCCUAUUUGACUUUAGAAGUCUGCAAAUAAGCAGAAAUAAGAAAUAAGCAUUUUUUUAGCGGAGCUCCAUAGCUAAGGAAAUGUGGUAAUCUACCCAUCCGAGAAAAUUUGGUAAUCACGUGACCGCACAGCGAGCGACCGUCCGUCCGCACCACGGGUAUGCCAAUGUAAAAUAACUCAAUCAACAGGUAUGGGAACCCAAAUGCAACUCAAGGUUUUAUUUGGAAGGAAAUCACAUGGCCGCCCGGACUUUUAGAAAGAAAAAAGUCGCGUCUUUUUCGGCAUUAUUUUUUAUGUUUACACUAACGUGGAUAACAGAGAAAGAGCUAGAGCGAGUUAUUGAAUACAAAGGAGACGAAUUUCUUGGGAAGAAAAACAUGGAAAUUCAAAGCGGCGGUGCGAAAAUGAGAAAUGCUAGCGGUCAGCAAGGUGAAAAUGAGCGGCAGUGAAAAAUAAAAGCGAACAUGAACACAGGAAAGAAAAUAUUGGGUAAGCACAUGCAACAAUUUCUCCAUAAAAAUAAUGUGUAACUAGGAAGUUUGACGUUUUGGUCGUACAAAACAGCGUUGUAGUCGUGCAAAACAACGGCAAGGGAAAGACAAAAAAGCUGCACGUGCAAAUUUGUUUUUUGCUAAUGAGAAGAAAAGGUGUGCUGCACGUGCAAUUUGUUUUUUUGCCAAUUAGAUCUAUUAGUCUUGAAGCCAUUUUCAUUGUCGUCCCCGUUUAGCAUUACACGAUUUAACUUUUUUUGUUUACACAUAUUAUUAACCAGAGUUUCGCUUUUAGCCCUGGCUAAAUCUAUGUAUUAUUAAACGGCGCACAUCAGUUAAUGUACAGUUAAACCCGCUUUAUGGACACCUCUUUAUUACGGACAGUUUCCUUUGUCCCUGAGGAAAGAAAGCCUUUACAUUUUAACGAUUGGAAUCCGGAAUCCAAGUUCCACUUACGAGAAAUCCGAAAUCCAGAAUCCAAUCUUCAGUGACUGUCUUCGAUUACCUUAAUGAGGGCUAAUUGCACCAUAGAAAGGCGAUUGUUUCAAUUUCUUUAAUCUUAUCCUUAUUUUAUAUCCAGAACAAGACGAUACCUGCGCUCGUUUCUUUAAGAGAUGCUAAAAGCGUUUCGUCCCCUGAAUCUCCAAGAGAAGUCGAAAAUUUUCGAAGUUUUGAAGAUACGCUAGAAUCAGUCGCAGACAACGACCUCAAUUCAGAACUCGUUGAAGAUAAACCACUGAGGUCUUACGCGGCAAGGAAGGACUCUUCACAAGAACAAGACAUAGAAGAAAUCCCAUUAGAUGAAACUAUUAAAGAGGACACUGCUGAUGUCCUGGGAGACAAUGGGGUCCCUCUUGAAGAAAUCAUCAAUGAAAGACAAGGGAGCGGCUCAGCUGAUGGUACGUGCAGCGUUUUAACAGACCUUUAGAUUCUAAGUCGGAGUUUGUUUACCACUUUCAAGGGCAACCUGAUCGGUUCAGGAUUAAGGCAAGUGGUAAGCAAAAUUCAGGACUGGUAAAUUUCCUGCCGGAAUCGUGUUUACCAUUUGUACAAAUCAGUUCCAUUUCCCCCAAAACGGCCGCGAAGGCCUGAAACUGGUAUCAAAGAUGAUUAAAGAUGGUUUUGAACAAAUGGAACACGUUUGGAACAGUUUUUUUGGGUCGUUCCAGGACUACCUUUUCAAAUGUUCCGUUGAUCCGUUCAGGAAAUUUUUCCUCUGGAACGACCGAAAAAGUCGUGUUCUGUGUACUUUCCAACCGCAUUUUUCGGAAUUUUUUUUUGUAAAUGGUAAACAACCGGGGACGACUACGAGGGUGAAAUGUUCUCAAUACUAAGUAUUGCGCUUGCGUGAGCCAGCGUCAUUUUGGCGAGAAAACGCAACGGCCGUCGUCAUUCUACUAUGGGUCUUAGCAAGAAUGUCGUAGUAACGAAAAUAAGUUAUCAAAUGUUAGAAGUUUUAUCAUUUUGCAAUCUUCCUUCACCAAAAANAUUCUAAGUCGGAGUUUGUUUACCACUUUCAAGGGCAACCUGAUCGGUUCAGGAUUAAGGCAAGUGGUAAGCAAAAUUCAGGACUGGUAAAUUUCCUGCCGGAAUCGUGUUUACCAUUUGUACAAAUCAGUUCCAUUUCCCCCAAAACGGCCGCGAAGGCCUGAAACUGGUAUCAAAGAUGAUUAAAGAUGGUUUUGAACAAAUGGAACACGUUUGGAACAGUUUUUUUGGGUCGUUCCAGGACUACCUUUUCAAAUGUUCCGUUGAUCCGUUCAGGAAAUUUUUCCUCUGGAACGACCGAAAAAGUCGUGUUCUGUGUACUUUCCAACCGCAUUUUUCGGAAUUUUUUUUUGUAAAUGGUAAACAACCGGGGACGACUACGAGGGUGAAAUGUUCUCAAUACUAAGUAUUGCGCUUGCGUGAGCCAGCGUCAUUUUGGCGAGAAAACGCAACGGCCGUCGUCAUUCUACUAUGGGUCUUAGCAAGAAUGUCGUAGUAACGAAAAUAAGUUAUCAAAUGUUAGAAGUUUUAUCAUUUUGCAAUCUUCCUUCACCAAAAAUAACCGUGCUAACUAUUCUGUUGGAAAAAAGUACAAUGAGGCUUUCCGGGGUGUAUUUUUUAAGAAUACGAAAAAAAAAAGUAAAUAAGUCAAAUAUCGUCCUCUUAGUGGUCCUCGUCAUUGAAUCUAAAGUUUAGUCUCGAGUAUCUUGUCUUGUAAUGUUGGAAACGGUGUUAAUUUUAUCACAGCGAGUGGCUUUUCAUGCUGACCAUCCACUGAUUUUUACCCACAUUUUUGUUCUUCAGUAAAACCCUCUGUGUAUGAAGCGAGUGGUGAGCACCAGGUCGCUGCAGGGGAAAUACAAGAUGACCGAGGUAAGUGCCCCGUACUGUGAACUUAUUCAUAAUAGGCAAGAAAAACGUGAAACGUGUUUUGUAAUAUUUCUCCAAAACGAGUUGAAAAGCGAUGCUGCGCGUUUAAGUACCCACGCUCAAACCUGCCUUGCUAUAAAUCCGGCUUACUUCAGGUUGCGUGAAUGCUGACUUCUGAUUGGAUAAAAUAAUGCGUAAGUCAGGCCAUACACGGGAGGUACGUAACUUGUUAAAAAACAAUUUCGCCUGUGGCUGGUAAGGCGCGUAACAUACUGUAUACCGUGUAUGAAUGGUAACUAUAACCAUUCAUCUAUUAUUAUAGGAGAAUAGUAAAACCACCUUCAUAUCGUAUUAGAGCGAUUUUCGUGUGAGCUUGAAGUGAAAACGCGCGAACAAAACAGAAACAGCAAACGAACGGAAAUAGAGCGAUUUCAUUGGUUUAUCGAACGGAUACAAACACGCGUGGCUUUCGUUUGGUUAAGCGAACGCUCGGGUAAAAAACUUCAUGCCCGAGAACUUUCUAGAAAUCAAUCGAUACUUCGCUUUGACGUCAUACUGCUACACGAUUGGCCAAUCAAACAAUGCCUUCUCCAUAUUAGGUUUCUCUUUGGCGGGAAAACGAAGAGUCCUUGUUUUGAUCUUUUCAUCCAUUGGCUGAUAAAACGAAUAACGAAAACUUACCGAAACCAUUUUUUAAGGUCAAACGAAAAUCGUUCUGUUCUCUAACGCCGAAAGGAAUCAUGAAUGCGACAGUUGUGACGGUGAAAUCGUGGGAUUGUUUCUUGCCGACACGUAUGAUGCCUUAACGUUAUGUUGCAAUUCAUUUUCCUUUUGAAGAAACCCUGGAGGACAAGCCAAUAGAUCAACUGCCCGCUGAAGAAGUCGAGGACGAAGAAAUUGAAGAAAUCGUAAACCAGAAUGAUGGAGAUGAGAGUGUGAAUGUUAGGCAAAGCGAAGAAGUUAAGGAUGAGGAAAUUAUUGAGGACAAUAACGAUUUG